GGUUAUUUAAAGAAAAUAACACUAAUCAGUGUGAAAAAACAGUAUGUAUUUCUAAAAUAAAGACAACGCAACACACAUUUUAUUAUACAGUAUAAAUAUUAUAAUGUAAUAUUACCAUUAUAAAAAAAUAAUUGCUAACAACACAAAUGCAUUCAGGUAAAAACAAGUGAUGUAUACUCAGCAAAAAAAAAUGUCCCUUUUUCAGGAGACUGUAUUUUAAAGAUAAUUUUGUAAAAUAAAAAAUAAGCUUUACAGAUUUUUAUUGGAAAGGGUUUAAACAAUGUUUUUCAUGCUUGUUCAAUGAACCAUAAACAAUUAUUGCACAUGCACCAGUUGAACAGUCAUUAAAACACUACCGGUUUACAGGCGCUAGGCGAUUAAGGUCACAGUUACAAUAACUUAGGCCCCAAAUAAGACCUGUCUUACUGUCUCUGAAAAACACCAGAAGAAAGAUACCUAGGGUUCCUGCACACCUUCGUGAACAUGCCAUAGACCUGCUGCAGGAGGCAAGAGGACUGCAGAUGUGGCCAGAGUAAUAAACUGCAAUGUCUGUAAUGUAAGACGCCUAAGACGGUGCUACAGGGAGAGAGGAAGGACAGCUGAUCAUCCUCGCAGUGGAAAAUUACAUGUAACCGUGUGUUCCCCCAGACAUGAUCAAGAACUUGCAGACACCUUGGUGGAAGAGUGGCGUCGUGAAACGUCUGUGAAACUUGUUCAGUUUAUGUCUCAGUUAUUGAAUAUUUUUAUGUUAAUACAAAUAUAUACACAUGUUAAGAAAUUUGCUGGAAACAAAAGCAGUUGAAUGUGAGAGGACUUUUUUUUUUUUUUUGCUGAGUAUAUACAUAUUAUUUUUUGUAUUUUUUUUUUUUUUUCCACUUAGAAUACACUGUCAUACACAUGUUUUUCAUCAAGUUUUUCAAAUGCAAUGUAUUAUCUGUUUUAUAUAAACAUUAAGCGAGCAAUACAAAGAGAAAUCAAUAUAUACGACAUGAAGGAAAUAAACAAAGGGGUGGGGGGUAGUCAUAAAUGCUUUAAAGUAUUAAAGUUAAAACAUUUAGUUGUGAAAUUUAUUACUUAUAUUACUCAUUUUUACUUAUAAAAAAAGAAUAGAAAAUAAGAAUCACAGAAAACAGUACGUAUUUAUAAAAUACGACAAAGCAACACGAAUCUUAGAAAAUGUAAACGUUGCGUAUAAUAUAACGCGUAUAACAUAAUGAAAGAGAACAAAAAUACAAGACGGUAAAAUAUAAUGAAAAGAUUGGUACCGUUAGUUUGCUGAACGGAAGUUUGAGUGUCUGCAGCGGAAGUGACGCCGAAACCCAACCUCUCUUCAAAAACGCCGUGGAGGUUUCAUUGUGGAUCUCUGCAGAGUGAACAGAGAUGGCUGCUCCUGCUGCCAUACAACAGCCCAGUUAUCUCCUGGCGAAUCUUAAAGCCGACUGGAGCAUUAAGCCACUUCUUCAGCGGUGUCAGGAGCUGGUGAAGGUGAUCGAUGACUAUCCUGCUAAGGAGCUUCAUCUGGUCUUCCCCUGGCUGGUUGAGGGAAUCUUCGGCAGCCUAGAUGGCGUCAUUGUGGGUUGGAACUUGCGAUUUCUGCACGCUCGCACGAAUGAGUAUAACAUUGUGCUGGACUUUCUUGAUCCAUGUGGCCCCAUGAUGAAGCUGGUGUACAAGCUGCAAGCAGAGGACUACAAAUAUGAGCUCCCCAUCAGUUAUUUGCCAGGUCCUGUGAAGGCGUCCAUUCAUGAGGGAGUUCUGCCAGACUGUCCCCUGUUUCACAAUAAGCUACAGUUCCCCAUGUCAGGCCUCAUCAUGCUCAAUCCUUUUGAAUACUACAUGUUCAACUUUGCGUCCAGUCUCAUUGCACCAAAGAACUAUCCUCCUGGACAACAUGGCAGCUGUUCAGACAGUGCUUACUUUGUGCUUGUUGAUGCCUACCUCAAGCACUUCCUGCCCACAGAGGGAAACGUGCCUCCAUCUCCUUUCUCUGAUCCCAGGGGCUCUGUGGCCUCUCCAGCUCCACGGUCUUCCAGCAUGCCUUACAUUGGCUAUGGCGUCCACAGUAGCAGCCUGCUAAAGCGACACAUAUCCCAUCAGCCCUCUGUCAACGCUGACCCUGCUGCUCAGGAGAUCUGGAGAUCCGAAACCCUUCUACAGGUGUUUGUGGAGAUGUGGCUCCAUCACUACUCUCUGGAGGUGUACCAGAAGCUGCAGUCUCCUCAGGUGAAGCUGGCGUUGCUGCAGUACCGCCUCAAUAUGUCCAGCAUGCUGUGCCAGCCCCCGGCCCCACCAGGCUCUGGGACCCUCCACACAUACCAAGAACCCUUCAGUCCUACGGAGGAACACGUUCUGGUGGUGCGUCUGCUCGUCAAACACCUGCACGCUUUCUCAAACAGUCUGAAGCAGGAGCAGGCCUCGUCAUCUCCCUCCACACACUCACACGCCAGCCCUCUCGAGGAGUUCAAGAGGGUAGUGGUACAGAGGUUUGUUCAACAGAAGCUGUACGUCUUCCUGCAGCACUGUUUUGGUCACUGGCCUCUCGAUGCCUCAUUCAGAGCGGUGUUGGAAACAUGGUUGAGUUAUAUCCAGCCCUGGCGGUACACAGAAGAGAAAAACAAUCUGAAGGCAGAGGCUCAGAACAGAGCAGUACCUGAUAAAUGGGCUUCCUUUGUACAGGAGAAUCUUCUGAUGUACACAAAGCUCUUCCAGGGUUUCCUUAAUCGGUCUUUACGCACAGACCUCGUCAAUGCCAAAAAUGCACUGAUGGUAUUCAGGGUCGCAAAAGUCUUUGCACAACCAAACCUACCAGAGAUGAUUCAAAAAGGAGAACAGCUGUUCCUCGAACCUGAGCACGUCCUCCACCACCGACAGGCGCGUGUCUUCCUCUCUCCUGCACACGGUGGCAGUUUCCUGUCCUCCCGACAGCCUGCUGGGACAGACACCGUCUUUAAAGUGAAGAGUCACGUGUAUGGUCUGGAAGGGCAGGACUGCCAGUACAAGCAGAUGUUCAGCAGCGAGCUGCGUGGAGUGGUGUUAAAGUUGGUGCAGAUCAUCGCUCAGGCCCGACAGACAGCGAAGCGGAUCUCGGAUCAGUCUGCCGAAGUGGCAGCGAACAGCUCGUUCCUGUCGUGGUUCAGCGUGGGCUUUUCAGAUCCUAACUACACCUUUAACGGAGCAGAGGCUGACGACAUGGGAGAGUGUGUUAAAAAGACUCACGAAUUUCUGGACAGGGCCCUGGAUUACCUGUGUCAGAUAUUUCGGCUGAAUUCAGGACAGCUGACCCAGCUGAUGGCGAACGUGACCUCGACAGAUGAUGAUGGUGAGUCGAAACAGCUACCCGAUUACAUCCAGAGUGAAAACGGUCCCGUGCUCACGGAUCUGGGUAGGAUGCAGAUCAUCAACGGCCUUCGCCGAUUUGAGGUUGAAUAUCAAGGUGAUCCUGAACUUCAGCCGAUAAGGAGCUACGAAAACGCUUUUCUGGUUCGGCUGCUGUUCCGGCUCUCCUCCUUCAUCAACGAGCGGCUGGGAGGCCACAUGGAGGCGCUGUGCUCACGGCAGGACUUCCUGGGCCGCGCGAGUCGACACUACCUGAGCGUAUCACCGGUGCCUGAGCAGCGACGGAGGAGCCCGGCUCUGCGUCAGACGAGAGGGCGAGGGCAGCGGCCGCGGCUCAGUCUCCGAGCUCUAGCCAGCUAUCGUACGCUGUUCACGCUACUGAUGCUCUACCUGCUGUUCGCUCUGUUCUCAUUCGGCCUGCUGUCCAGCACCGCCCUCAUCCUCAUCAUCAGCUUUCUGUACGAACUGCUCCUGCUCCUGCUCACUGAUAAACUCACAAGGCACUGACUCACCAAUGGAGGCUUUCUAUUUAUGUCUGAUUUAAACAUGUGACUGGUUUGAUAUUGAUGACUUGCACAAGCUUUUAAGUUUUACAACAGUUCAGUCCACAAUGUCCACAUUGUCCCCUUUGUCCCAAAUGUCUCCAAUCAGCUAGGACCAUGUUUGUGGCGUCUGAAGUUUGCAUCUUUGGGGCUACAAUGUUAAUGUAUCUAACAAGUAAUAGAAGUUGUGUGAUGAUUUUUGACGUUCAGAUUUAACGUGCCGUGAUAAAUAUCCAUAAAGAAAGAUUCCCUUACUUGUCAGCUACGUUAGCCUAAUAGCAUUUGUUGUGUUGGGACAUUGUGGACAUUUUAUGGUUCAUAUACUGGCAGAUGCUUAUAAGUAUGACAACCACUUUGUACCAUUAAAUUACAUAAUCACCGAGCUUAUAAAGAGUAAUCAUAAACAAUCAACCAUUUUGAGUAAUAAUACAGACAGAAACACAUUUUGAACCCAAAUGAAAGUGUUGAUUUUGAAUAAAAAUCUUUAUCUUUUGGUUAA
Messenger RNA from Ictalurus furcatus (blue catfish), 4377 nucleotides. It is a transcript of the gene smpd4, whose product is annotated as sphingomyelin phosphodiesterase 4. Lineage: Eukaryota; Metazoa; Chordata; Actinopteri; Siluriformes; Ictaluridae. The transcript has 20 exons. Gene Ontology annotation, biological process: sphingomyelin catabolic process; glycerophospholipid catabolic process; ceramide biosynthetic process. Gene Ontology annotation, molecular function: sphingomyelin phosphodiesterase D activity. The record is from RefSeq and is a predicted model, not a curated record. The coding region runs from base 1381 to 3843 and encodes 820 amino acids.